This is a messenger RNA of Colias croceus (clouded yellow), 1732 nucleotides long. RefSeq lists its product as uncharacterized. The transcript has 3 exons. The coding region runs from base 141 to 770 and encodes 209 amino acids. NCBI's taxonomy places the organism in Eukaryota, Metazoa, Arthropoda, Insecta, Lepidoptera, Pieridae. The record is from RefSeq and is a predicted model, not a curated record.
UAUAAAAGAAAUUUCAAUAAAUGGGGCUUGUAAGUUUUUUGUCACCUUGUAAUUUAACAGGUUUCAUUAAUUACUAUUUCGUAGAAUAUUUAUUAGUAUAAUAAUUUAUGACCGAUAUACUUAGUUAUAAAUAAAUAAAAAUGAGAACAAAAAAUCCUAUGGCCAAAAAGCCCCAACAAAUUUUAUUUUCUAAAAAUACCUAUGGACCUAAAACUAAAGUCGAGAAUUGGGAUUAUGAGAUACAUGCGGAAAAGAAAGAUAAUUAUGUGUAUCGCGAUUACUUAAGCAACCACAUCAGCACUUAUACACGUUGGGGAAAUCAAGAUCAGGGUAUUGGAAAAACAGAAACACGAAGUAUGCUUGAACAAGUAUUUACAAAAACUGACCCAAUUUACGCUUUUAAACCACUUGUUAACUUUACAUCUUAUCCUUGUACAGACACACCUGGUAGAAAUAAGUUAAUGAAGAAAGCUGAUUUGCCCCAACUACCUUAUGAUUUUGGUGUUAUGGAUUAUCUCACUACUCAACAAGACGACUACAGGAGUCCAUAUCCAGGAGUGACAAAACCGUUAACAAUGGCGUCUCCAAUAUGGUUAAUGAAUAGAGUUAUCCGCUCCGAUCUAACUCAUAACCAUGGAACAGCUCCGCCCAGAGGUGACUACCAGUGUCUGGACACCCAUACUCCUAUAGGGCAUAUACGAGAAAUGCGACUAUUUCGAUACCAAUCUUUUAAUCCAGCUACCUGCCUUCAAGAUUUUCCAAAACUGUAGUCGAUUUCAGGGAUAAAUAAAAGAAUCUGUAUCCAAAAUUAUUUAUUACAUUUAGAUUCACAAUCGAUUCAUACAAACAAAAAAAAAGUUAAACAUUAACUAAACAAAAUUAAAACUCAAAAAGUUAAAAAAUACAAUAAACCAAAGGUUAUUAUUAUUAGGCUACAACUUAAUCAAAACAAGUGUGAUACUUCAUAUGGAUAAUUUUUUUUUGUUAAAAUAAAUAUGCUUAAACAUCAAAUUAAUAUUUUAUCCUUAGUUGAUUACCAGGUAUCUAUAAUAAACGAAACAUUGAUAAUAAACACUUACGAAAAUGGGUUUAUCUUGAGAUAUCGAUUUUAGGGUCUCUUAUAAGCAAGUAAAGGCCAUAUUAUCUUUCAAUUUACUUUUAAGCCCUCGACUAAUCUGCAAAUAAUUCAUUAAACAUAUAUAAAUUUUUAUGUAAUAAGUAUAUUACAUAUCCCAUAGUCAGUAUAUAUUUUUAUCAACCUUAUUGAUAAAACAAGCUCUAAUUAUUAUAUUAUAACAAAAAUAAAAAGAGCUUAUACAUUUUAUUUCAAAAUUUAUUUAUAAUUAUUUUAAAUUCAAACAUCUCGGGCAUAUAUUGUUAAUGGGGCUGCCCCGUUAUUGCAGCGCAUCAGGGAUGUUUGCAGAAGCUCGUAUAGACUGUUUUUACGCUACAAUGCGAAAGAGAUGCACAUCCCUGGUGCGCCGUGUGCUGGACAGCCCCAAUGUAAUCAUGCGCUGUAUAGCGAGUCGCCUCGACUGCUGGUAUGUAAACCACUGCUGCAAAUUGUCUGCUUCUUUGAUAGCGUUGUAGCGGUGGUGUGCAUUUCUAGCAGUCAUAAUAAAUUGUAUUAUUUUUACUGACAUAAUUUUUAAGUUAUUAAUUGUUACUAACAAAAUGCGUGGUUACUUGAAUAAAUAAAUGAAUUAUUUACACCGGAAUGGUGCCAAUGGCA